AUGGACGAUUGCGUUGGGCGUACGGCCGAUGGCAACCGCGCCAGUAGCGCAUCGCCAGCGAUCGUGCUGCCAAACGGUGUGAUCCUGAACCGACGCGCCAAGCAGGAUACGCACGAUGAGUGUCUGCUGUGCUGGAGCAAACCGCAGGAACCGAGUCGGUGUCCAAACUGCUCGCGCCAGUACUGUCUGCCGUGUGUCACUCGGUGGUUUGGUACGAAGCUAGCACUCGCCGCUGGUGGUGUGGAGUGUCCAAACUGCCGAGAACGGGUGUCACUCGAGAGUCUGGUACGGUGUGUGGCGGAGGCGAACGAACCGCUCACUAAUGGAACCGUGGAUCCGGUCCGGAAUGGGCCAGGUGUCGGGCACAAACCAAACGGAACCGUUGAGACGGGCACACUACGGGUCGUGGUGAAGGUACUUGAGAGUGACACCGUGGGCAAGGUGUCGGAGGACCUCACGAAUGGAUGUCUCACAAACGGUGACUUGGAUUCACCGGUGAUGAAUGGUGGUAAGCCGCUUGGUCUCGACGAUGGAGCUUUGCUGUCGAACGGAAAUUCCUGUGGGGAACAGAUGAAAAAUGGCCAUAGCAAACAGGAACUUCCGUCUCCGAUCGUCUGUAAUGGAGUGUUGCAUUCUGAGGAACCUGCACGCUCAGGCAAAGAUCGUAAGGUUGGGCAGAGUAAUGGCCGUCCGACGGAUAAAGAGUCGAAGGUGACACGUCGGAAUGGCUAUCGGAACAAACACUCGCCCCCGGAAAAGCGACAAGAAGCCUUACCCGUGCAGGAGAAGCCACAUCCGGCUGAGCAGAAUGGAGAACCGACCCCUAACGGCAAUGGAUCAACAGCAAGUUCUGAAAGCGGUCUAUGUCCUACACACGCCCUACCGGUGCUGUUCUUUUGCAUCUCGUGUAACGGAUGCAUCUGCGAGACCUGCGCCCUUCACGACGAAACGCACGCCGAACACACGUUCCGGAAGAUCACCACCGUGUACGACAGCAAGGUGGAGAAGAUCCGCGCCGAAUUCGGUGGCAUCCAGGCGUACCUAACUGACGUCGGUACGGUGCUACGUGCGAUCGAGCAGAACAUCGACUGGGUGCGAGCUUCGAAGGCACGCAAACUGCAAGAGCUCAGCCAACUACUGCACACCGAGGCCGAGAACAUCGAGCGCCAGAUCCAGGCCAAACUGACGUUGCUUCAACGCCAGAAGGACACGGUGGCUGCUGAGAUCGCUCGUGUUACCGGUGCCUAUCGCCGGCUCGAAAGCGAACUAACGUCCUGUCCAAAACCAGAGCUCCUCUUCAAAGACGGUGACUUCCUGCAGCGCUGUGGGCAACUGAUCGAGACACCGGCUUCGAAGGCGUUCCGGCACGAACACGUCCCCGUCGAUCUGGACUGCGAGUUCGUGCCCGAGUUCCGGUCGGAGGUGUUCGUGAUCAAGAACUACCAUGCGAUCGAACCGAUGGAGGAAUGUCGCACGUCAGACGUCCUGCAUGACGUGGUUGGGUUCGGAUGGCGACUACACAUCUGGAAAAGCGAUCACCUCUCGGUAACGCUGAUCAUGACGGAAGGAGUCAUCGGCAGGUACGAAUACUGCAUCGAACUGAUGCACGAAGACCCGACCAAGGCGAUCCGGUUGACGCAGAUCGAUCACUUCGAGCUACACCAGACCGGUCCGGUGCACGAUCUGAUCGAGAACGAGCAGCUUGAGGUGGAGGGCUUUCUUGGGCGGGACGAUGACUCGCUCCAGAUCAAGUUCUCCGUUCGACCGCCCACGAUCGUGAUGGUGAGCCGAUAUCAGCAGGCGUUCAUCGAUCGCUUCACGAAGGACAACGUCAACGAAUACGACUGCAACGUGAUCACGAUCUGCAACAUCCGCGAUCCGACGACGUCGAUCGUACUCUCGAAGCAGUACACCGACACGGUUGGGUCCCGGUGGCGGUUGAACGUGUACCCAAAAGGCAAUAACACCAACCAGCGCUAUCUGAGUACGUACGUUGAGCUGUGUGAUGGUAUCGCCGGAAGGUAUCAGUACACGGUGGAGCUGCUGCAUGACGACGAGACGCGGCAGGUGAAGUUCCAGUCCGAGGAUCACUUCCAGGUGGGCGAAAUUCGAGGCUACCAGAAGUUCAUCCGUGUCCGGCGGUUGCUCGAGGAGGGCUACCUGAGCGAAGACGGUUCGAUCCUGAUUCGUCUCUCGAUUCGUCCUGCCACGUUGGCUCUACGCUGCCAGUACCAGGAGGAGUACCAAACGCUCAAGGAGGAGAAGCUGCGAACUCAAUUUAACACACAGCUGAAUCAGAACCUGAUAAGGAUAAAGUGUUUGCGCGAUGACAACACGUCGCUGCAGGCACUCGUGUACCCCGAGUACACGUCCAACAUCUUCGUGGUGCGUAACUUCAGUGCACUGCGGCAGGCCCAGGAGGAUAUCUGUUCAGAUAACGCGUACGAUGAUCUUGGCUGCUGCUGGCGGCUGAUCGUGUACGCUAACGGCGACAAGGAAGGACGUGAUGAGUGGCUGAGCGUGUACCUGAGACUGCUCGAAGGCAUUCCAGGAAGCUACGAGUACUGCGUGGAGCUGUUGCAUAAUGACGCAGCUAAGACGGUUAAGAUGGAGGGCACGCAGUCGUUCGACAUCCAGGAGCGCUUUGGUUGGACUCGUUUUGCCCGGUUGGACUGGAUCUGUGAGAAUGGGUUCGUCAGUGAGGAGCAGGAUGCACUGUACUUCCGGUUUUCCUUGCGACCGCCGAAUUAUAAGGCGAAGUGCAGAUACCACCAUCUGCUGCGGCUGGAAGCGAAACGGGAGUGUGAGCUGUUGAAAAGGGAACUGAUACCGGCGUACAGUACGAUGACGUACACGUUGCGGAACUUUUCCGAGAUGCAGAGCAAGGACAGCUUCGUGUACUCGGAUCCAUUGUUGGAUGAUUUGGGAUUCUCCUGGAGGCUGCUGAUCUACGCCAACGGACACAAUGAGGCCCGCGGGAAGUACCUCAGCGUCUAUCUCAUCCUCUUCGAGGGUGUAUCUGCCAGCAGGUUCGAGUAUCGUGUGGAACUUCUGCAUCACGGCAACCCAACGGCCAACAUCAAAAUGGAGGGCGUGAACGUGUUCAAGCUGAAGAAGAUCUGGGGCUGGCCGCAGUUUAUGGAUCAUGCGCGACUUCAGGAGGAGGAGUAUCUGGAUCCGUCCAACGAUACGCUCGAGUUCCGGCUGUCGAUGUGCCCGCCGGACAUCAAGCUAAAGUGCGAGUAUCAGCAGGAGUUCAUACGCAAGCUGAAGGAAAACCAGAAGUAGCUGGGUGGUGGCCCAAAACGCAGCCAGCCCACGGUACUGCCAUUCGUGUUCGUAGAAGAGACUUUCGGUGCAUGUCAUGUUACCCGUUGGAACAUGCCACAAGGCCCAAACCGACACGAGCCAAAGAAUGCCGACAGGGAGAAAGUGCUUCUCGGCCGGUGUGGAUCGCGGUUUGGAGCACCAUGUCGUGAAAAUCCGUGCAGAUUUGCGAACAACAACGGCACGGAACAUCCAAACGAGCCUGUCGGGUUUACGGCUGGCGGCGGUUUACGCAAUCGGUUGAGUUCGGUCCAUGAAUGCGACGCAAGAGAGCAGGGAAGAAGGAUACUAACACGUUCCUAGGGCCGCUGCAUCGUCGAUUAGAGGUCGUAGAGGAUCGCGGAUUUUUUUAUUAUUAUUACAAGUUCUUCUUCCAACAACGCAUGCCAUGCGGCUCUAGUGGUGGUAUAAAUCAUAGCUAAUGUUCGAUGAAAACUAGAUGAGCACGGGCGCGAGCGAGAACGAAAGAGCGUUUUUGUGUAUGUGUGAAAGAGAGAGAGAUAGAGAGAGAGAGAGACACAGAGAGUGCAAAGAAGAGAGUGAGAGAACUGCUGCACUGGGGAACGGUAACCGUAUCUAUAUUUUUAGCAUAAAAGUGUAAGGAAUUCGAUACGCGGCAAUAUACGCGACACCGAUGAUGCUGCUGGCGCGAGAUGACGAUCACCGGUGAAAUGGACGAAUAAUUCGAAAUUAGCGAUGGACGGGCGAGACGGGACAGAAGCGAAAUACGGCAUGCACACGGGAUUAGAACCCGAGCGCGUGAGAGGGGGAAAAACAUUGACCAAAGAUAAACCGGAAGAAGGCGAAGCUUAGAGGAUCUUAGCGAUCACAGCGAAAAGCGUGCUCAGCCAGAACACUGGGCGUCCCCAUAAAGAAGGGGAAAAUGAACCGAACAGCCGGCACUGGGUGCUGUUAAGUGGCUCGCGGUGCUUUAUGUUCCUUUUUUAUUAUUUCGACGCGGGAAAAUCGACGGUCGCUCGUACUGCAGAGAAAAACGCGGGACUCUUGCAGAUUGUAUAUUAUAUUUAUUUGCUAGGUUUUGGUUUCUGUACCGCGCGUUAGCUACAUCCUCAUCAUGUGGUCGAUGCGGUUGUAGUUGAAGAUGUGAAAUUUAGGAUAACUGAUACGAAACACGGAUUUCGGUGGAUAUGUAUGCUUUUUUGUAUAUUAUGGUUUAGUACGUUUUGGCCUCUGUAUCUUUGACUGGUAGAAUCUUAAUAUGCGCUAGUUCACUUAAACACGUUGCGCAUAAAAUAGUCGCAGGACCUUUUUCUGAUUAUCGCAUCGUUUACGUAACGGUCAAGGCCGGGGAAUAGGCAAUUAGCUAUGAAUUUAUGAUUAUUAUUUUGCGUUUUUUUCACGUUUAUGUGUUCUUGUUAGGGUCAAAUGGAGCAGUCGAAAGUGAACAGCUGAGUGUUUCUCGAAAAAAAGAAUGCUUUGUGAUCUGCGCCUUGGGUGGGAAAUUGGGGAUAGAUUUUCUUUUUUCUGACAAUUGUGCACCAUGAAACUCGGUUUUCAUU
Anopheles nili is the source of this 4847-nucleotide messenger RNA. RefSeq lists its product as uncharacterized. The record is from RefSeq and is a predicted model, not a curated record. Gene Ontology annotation, biological process: negative regulation of centriole replication; protein autoubiquitination. Gene Ontology annotation, cellular component: peroxisome; aggresome. Gene Ontology annotation, molecular function: zinc ion binding; ubiquitin protein ligase binding; tumor necrosis factor receptor binding. Lineage: Eukaryota; Metazoa; Arthropoda; Insecta; Diptera; Culicidae. Bases 1 to 3288 code for a protein of 1095 amino acids. The transcript is spliced from 9 exons.